This is a messenger RNA of Passer domesticus (house sparrow), 1638 nucleotides long. RefSeq lists its product as uncharacterized. Bases 623 to 1306 code for a protein of 227 amino acids. The transcript is spliced from 8 exons. The record is from RefSeq and is a predicted model, not a curated record. NCBI's taxonomy places the organism in Eukaryota, Metazoa, Chordata, Aves, Passeriformes, Passeridae.
CCCUGCUCCAGAGAGGAAGGCAGAGUUGAGGGAGUGCCUUGGAGGGCACCAAUCACCCAGGUGCCCUCACUGCCACUCGGGCCUGAAGGAGAAUCUUCAGCAGGGUCACAGGAGCUGUUCUGUCCUGGCUUUCUUUGCAGUUGAACCUGAUGAUAAAGGCGAUCCAGCUUCUAAACCCAUGUCUGUGAAUGACCGUCUGAGAGAUGCUGAGGGUAGGCCAAGGCCUUUCCCCCGGGAGAGCUUCCAGCUCAGUGCCCAAAGCUCAGCCAUGGGGGCAGAGAUGACAGAAGCUUUUGUGGCUGUUGAGUUUCAGGUGUGUCUGCAGGGAGGACUUUUCAGACUCCUUUGCUGGUUACUGCACGCAGGCCUGGCUCCCAUCGCAGGGGUGAGUAGUGUGUCCCUGCUGACCUCACAGGCUGAGCCCUGCUCCUGUGGGAUCCAUUCCUGGGAAAUGGAACUAUGUUGCUGUAAGCUCCUCCGAGGGGAAAGAACAAAGCUACAGGACACAAGGAAUCCCAUGAGCCAUCUGAACACAUGAGGCAAAUGCUGAAGGAAAUGCAGCAGGCAGGAGGACAAGCUGUCCCUCUUCCUUUCUCCAAAAAUUAAAGGAGAGCCUGUGCAGAUGGAAGCAUUUCCCAGAGGAAGCAGUGCUUCCAUGCCAGCCUCUGCUGCAGGAAGGGAGGCAAUGCCAGGCACAGGCACAGGAGAUUGGGAUCGUGACUUGCAUCAUUUGGAAAUGCUGGUAAACCAUGGUUUAAGGAUCUUGGAGCUUGAUGAAGCUGAACUUGAUGAAGAUGAUGAUGUCGAUGAAGAUGAUCUGGAUUCCCAACCCAUACCCAUUACUGAGCCUCUGGAAGAUGCUGAGGGUGUGUCUGCAGGGAGGACUUUCCCAGGUCCAUUGGUGGAUGUUGCACGCAGGACCAGCUCCCGUCGCAGGGGUUCCCUGAGAAUGGAGAAAAUACCUAGAGGAGACAGUAAGUCCCUGGAGGCACCCAAACCCAUGGAGAAGUUGCCGGGUGAUCUGGAGAGACGCCGUGAUGCAGCCGGCAUCACAACACAUGCUGACAACAUCUGGGAAAGCACGAGAAGAGUUUUCUGCUGGGGAACACCUUGUUUGAAGAAGUUGAUGGCCAUUGUGGCUGGUGCAGCACUUUGCCUGAUGAUGUGCUGUGCUGCAAUCUGGUAUUGCUGGAAGAGAAACUGGCAUCACAUUGAAGAAAAACUGAAAGCUGCUGGCUGGUCACGAGAUCUUUACUGCUGGAAGAGCAACAGCAGCAUCUCCGACUCGGACGAGUUUUCGUUUUAGCACCUCCAAUCUCUACGGUGACUCGAGGUCGCCUCCUUCCAGGGCUGAAGGCGAAAGUCCCCAGGAAAGGCUGUGGGAAGUUCUCAAGUGAAGACUGACUGAGAGCUUCCAAAAUCAGCUUCAAAAUUUUCAAAGUAGUUUUGGAAUCUGGAGAAGACAACCUUAUUUUCUAUUAGCUUUUAAUUUUUAGAAAUAUUUAGAAAUAGUUUUUGUAGAGACAAAUCCCCCAAUGUUUCUUCCCCAUUUCCACAAUAUGUCUGUGUUUUUGAAAGUAGUUUUAUAGUUCUAGAAAGGUUUUUUGCACUAAUACAAUAAAAUAAAAUGGCAUUUCA